CCUCCAACUGCACCCCAACCUAUCGAGUCACGACUUUGCAGCUGUGCACCUGAAGUUUCUCCGGGUCUUGCGCGCACAUUUGCGCCGGCCCUCUUACGUGCAACGGCUACAUUCCGCAGCUGCCUGCCUGCCUGACCUCACCGCUGGCCGCAGCUUCCCCAGACCCCAGCGACUACCUGCUCCACCCCGCUUUCGCACCCACAACACCUACCACCAUGUCGGGCGCAGUCGCGACAGCUCGGCCUACCCAGGCUCUGCGCGUGCGCCGCGAGUCUCAGCGCCCUGGUGUUGCGCGCGUCGUCACCAAGACCAACAACAUGGAGAACGACAGCGCGAAGCCAGAGCCCAAGCUCUAUGUCUACACACAAGAGGCUAUCCUUGCCAGGCACCGCGGCAAGCUGCCCUCGAUGCGCGUCCACCUCUUCCCCAACCACUUUCGCAUCAACGACUCGCAGGAGACGCUGACGUACGCCUCGCCCAUGAGGGAGAUCCUCACCGCCCUGCGCGACAAGAAGCUCCCUCACAACAUGCUUGAGGAGCUCUACGCCAAUGGCACACCUUUCUACGACGGCUGCCUGAUCGUCGAAGUCCACAACUACCGCAACAACACCGCCAAACCCAAGGACAGUGCAAACGGCGCAGGCGAUGGCAGCAAGACAGCCUUCUCGAUUCACAACAACAACAACUUCAUCACUCCGUCCCCUUACGGGACCCACCCGAACAGCAAGCCUAACCCCAAAGCCAACGGAGCCGCAGCACAGGCCAAAGAGGCCGGCGACAAGGAGGACAAGGAGAACAUGCUCGCGCCUGGAUCGAAUGGUGCGUCGCAGAAGCAGCCAGCGAGCGGGCCCAAGAUUACCACCGUCGUCUUGUUCCCUUCUACGCAAGCACAAUUGUCUGACGUGUCGAUACUCGCUACUACGCCGGCUACGGACACCGCUGCUCUCAAGAGGAUGCAGGCCGCUGGACGCGGUGCAGGCAUGCCGCCCACUCCAUUGACUGCUGUGCCACCUACGCCGACCUUUUCCGCUGGGCCUAGUCCCAAGCGCCAGAAAAUGAUGAUCGACGACAGCAACGUGCACGAGUUCGAGGCCGAGUUGCUCAAUGCAACAUGCCCCAAGCUGUACCUGGAACCUACCAAGAGCUUCGCUGAAUCAGUCGCGUUGAUAGACGCUGUGACCCACCCCAACAAUAAGAACCCACCGCCAGAACGCAAGUCCCGCAAGAGGACGACUGCUGAGCUUGCAGCUGACGAGGCCGACGCACAGAACCUUCAAAGCUUCAUGCUUGCUGGUGAUGAGCAGCAGGCGACUCUCAACACUACCACUGCUGGUGGCGAUGAGGGUGCUGUACGCGCCGCAGCCAACACCAUGUCCUUUGCUCGAUUCAAAACCCUCGCGAGUAUCAAGGCCAACCACGAGGAAGCAGAUCGCCGCAAGAAGGAAGAAGACGCUCGUCAGGCGCAGGCCAAGAGGCAGGCGCAGAUGGAGUCCGAAGCGCAGAAACGGAGGGACAUGGAGGCCAACCGACAACAGGCCGAGGUUCAAGAGCAGCGACAGCAGCUGCUGGCACGUCAACAAGCACAGCAGCAGCAGAUGUUGCAGCAGAAUCAAAUGCAGCAGAACGAAGCCCUUCGAGUCGCACAGGCAGCGCAAAUGUCGAGCGCAGCCGCGGCUCAGAUCUCACAGACGCCCCAGUCUGCCACACAAAACCAGUUCUCGCCCAGUGUGCGUCAGAACACCCCCAUGGCAGCAGCAGCAGCAGCUUCUCCACGUGUUGGUGGGCAAGCAAGUCACGCCAUGGGCGGUACCUCCAUGGUCGCGACUGCUUCAAACCAUGCUAUCGCCAGCCCUGCUCGACCGCCUUCCUCUAUCUCGCAUCAUCCUAUGGCACGUACUGCUAGUCAGCAGCAGGGUUCGAUGAGCCGCACGAACACACCUCAGAUGAUGCAAGGCACGCCUGUCAUGAACUCUGCUAUGCCCAACCGAAAUAUGACGCCUACACCACGUAUGAACCAGGGCAGCCCCUCUCUGCAGGUACAGGGCGCGACGCCGAUCAUGAUGCAGAUACCUCAGUCCCAGAACAUGACCCCUGAGCAGAUGCAGGCUGUGCAAGCCCAACAAAACCAGCAGAGAAUGCAGCAGAUUCGACUGCAGCAGUUGCAGAACCAGCAGAUGAACAGUAUGUCUCCUGGUGGUCAAAACCUGCAACAGAUGGCAAUGCAGAAGGCGCAGAUGCACGUCCAGGCGCAAGGUAUACCCAAUGGCCAGAACCCACAGCUCUACCAGCAGCGACUUGCACAAGGCUACUUCCAGCAGCUGAAGCAAGCUCAGGCAGCGCAAGCGCAGCAGCAGAACACACAACACGCCAUGAACCAGAUGUCUCCCCAGGGUCCCCAGAACGCCAUGCCCAAUCAACAAGCUCCGAAUAAUAUGGCUAACAUGAACGUGGCACAGCUGCGAAAUCACUACCAGCAGCGCAAGCAACACUUGCUGACGACAUUUGGCAACCAAGUUCCGCAGCAACAUGUCCAGCAGAUGCACCAGCUCGAGCAGCUCAUCCGCAGCAAGGAACAAGCUCAAGUUCAGGCACAGCAACAGAUGGGUCAGAACCAGAUGCCCAUGAACCAGGGUAUGCAAGGCCAGAUGCCAGGCGGUCAAAACCCUAUGCAAAUGCAGCAGUACCAGCAAGCUCUUCUCCAGCAGCGUGCCCACCAACAGCGCAACGACCAGCUCAUGCGCAUGCGUCAACAGGCUAUGCAGCAGGGUGGUCAGAUGCCCCAAGGCAUGAUGAACAACAUGCAAGGCAUGAAUAUGGGCAAUAUGGGCCAAAUGAACAUGGGCAACAUGCAAGGCAUGAACAUGCAGAACAUGCAGGGUAUGCAAGGCAUGCAGGGCAUGAACAUAGGCCAGAUGAACCAGCAGCAAGUGCAGCAGAUGAUGAUGAUGCGCCAAGCGCAGCAACAACAGCAGCAGCGCAUGCAGCAACAGGGCGGAGGCGACAUGAACUGGAGCGGUGUGUAAAAGACACCACGUUCGUUACCGAAGCCGUCGCCUGAGCGGCAACUACCGCCAGAGCAAUCCUUUCGCAAAGAGCGCGAGGUCUCACCCAAUACCAUUGAGAACCUCCGAUGGAACAUCAAAGAAUGCUUCAAUCUCAAAAGACUGGGCCAGGGAUCUCAGAGAUAGCACUUCUCAUAUUGCGGUGAGAAGAUCGAGAGAUAUUUCCAGAAUCUGAACUGGGAACAACGAGCAGCCGGUGCGUCAUAAGCACCUAGUGUUGAUUAUUACCAUUGUUUCAAGGAUUUGCUGUUUGAAAGGCGUUUGUAUGGGUAUAAGAGGUGUUCUGGGUUGGGAAAAGUCUCCUCAAGAUACCCCUUUGAUCGAGAGAUCGAUAUAGGCUGCAUACUCGGCGUUUGGGCUGGGGACUAGCAUGUUGCUGGUGCAUAUGGACAUAUAUUAUUACGACUAUCGAUUAUCAAAUAUGGACAGGCU
This is a messenger RNA of Macroventuria anomochaeta, 3494 nucleotides long. RefSeq lists its product as uncharacterized. NCBI's taxonomy places the organism in Eukaryota, Fungi, Ascomycota, Dothideomycetes, Pleosporales, Didymellaceae. The coding region runs from base 216 to 3023 and encodes 935 amino acids. Gene Ontology annotation, biological process: selenocysteine incorporation. The record is from RefSeq and is a predicted model, not a curated record. The transcript is spliced from 2 exons. Gene Ontology annotation, molecular function: selenocysteine insertion sequence binding; mRNA 3'-UTR binding; ribonucleoprotein complex binding. Gene Ontology annotation, cellular component: ribonucleoprotein complex.